Didymosphaeria variabile is the source of this 1059-nucleotide messenger RNA. RefSeq lists its product as uncharacterized. The record is from RefSeq and is a predicted model, not a curated record. The transcript has a single exon. Gene Ontology annotation, biological process: maturation of SSU-rRNA from tricistronic rRNA transcript (SSU-rRNA, 5.8S rRNA, LSU-rRNA). Bases 1 to 1059 code for a protein of 352 amino acids. NCBI's taxonomy places the organism in Eukaryota, Fungi, Ascomycota, Dothideomycetes, Pleosporales, Didymosphaeriaceae. Gene Ontology annotation, cellular component: nucleolus; small-subunit processome.
AUGGCGGUCGACAACUCAUUAGAGUCGCUUCUCGGCACCCUCACCACAUCGAUACAGUCUGCUACCGAGGCAAUUCCAAAAGACGAUGUGCUUCCGCCAAAAGAAGGCAUCUCAUUGCUCGACGUGAAGAAUGAGCUGUUGCUUUCUUACCUCCAGAAUCUCGUAUUCCUCAUAGUGCUCAAGCUUCGUGCGCGAAAAGAAGAGCAAGACUUGGGACCACAGGACGAGGUGGUGCAAAAGCUCGUGGAGCUACGAGUCUAUCUAGAAAAGGGCGUGCGCCCACUCGAAAACCGCCUGAAGUACCAAAUCGAUCGAAUCAUCCGAGCAGCAGAUGAUGCCAGCCGGAAGGUUACACAAACGAGCAAGGCUGCGAAAGCGAAGCCGUUGAAGGCAGAGGCAGAAUCUGACGCAGACACCGACGCCAGCGCCGCAGAUUCUGACGGUGCUAUGAGCGAGGAUGAGAAGAUGGAGAUAUCCGGACCUAGGCCCGGAAGAUUUUCGCGCGACAAGAUGAGCGCUGCUAGCAAGACCGUGGCAUCGAAAGAUGGCAUUUACCGACCACCCCGAAUUGCUCCUGUUUCUAUGCCUACGACAGAAAGCCGCGAGGAACGACAUGCAAGAAGACCUGGAAAGUCGGCAACCCUCGAUGAAUUUGUCGCUACAGAGCUCUCAGCUGCUCCCAUCGCACAGCCUAGCAUCGGAAGCACUAUCGUCGAAGGCGGUCGUCGCACAAAGUCCGACCGCGAGCGAAAGGAGGAAACUGAAAGGCGAGAGUACGAAGAAUCGAACUACGUUCGUCUUCCUGCCAAGUCGAAGAAGGAUCUGGCCAAACAACGUAGUAUGGAUCGCCGCGGCGGUGGAUUCGGGGGUGAGGAAUGGCGCGGCCUUGGUGCUGGGUUGGAACGCAUAGAGCGCUUGACGCAGAAGAAGGGAGGGUCUUCGGGCACGCUAGAGAAGAGUCGGAAGCGUCCGAUUGAAGAUGGUCCGAGGGGUAGUGGAUCCGCAAUUGGAGACGCGUUUGAGAAGCGGAGGAAGGUUGUCGCCAGAUAUCGCAAAUAA